AUGGAGCGCACAAUCACCCGCAGUGGCCUCAGCAGGGUUGCUGUCGUCUGCCAGCACCCUGCCAAACGACGCGCCUUUCACACUACCCGUCGACAGCUGGCCACGCCCGCGGACCAAGACACCGGAGCCAUUCGUGCAGCGCGGCCCAUCCGCUUCGCCUCGGAUAAUAACCAAUUCGCUCGCACUYGUCCACAGGCACACUUCCUCCCCAAUCAGGAACGAUCGCAAUUCCGCCGUGAUGGAGGGGGUGGAGGUGGAAGGGACGGCGGCGAUCGAGAGUCCGCGGGCCGCCAGUUGCUCCGCCGGGUGCGCAUUGUACCAGAGUCGCCAUCGUACUUCACGGCCACUCCCAGAUAUGUCGACGACUUGCUGCUUCUCUCGUCCCUCCUCCGCAAGCAUCAGACCCUGCCCCGACUUCCACCAGGAGAGGCGCCGCGUGUCGCCUGGAAGACAAUUUCGCAGUACAAAGUGGAGGUGGCAGAGCCCGUACGAUCGAAAGGGUAUAAUAUGCUUCUUGCGGUGCUGAAGCGGUUGAACUACAUUCAUCCUUCCCUCAUUCCCGAGGAAGUGACGCAGGCGUUGGAGAAGUUCAAGAGGCUAGUACAGCCUCAUUUGAACCAGCCCAAGCCCAUCAUUGUGGAUGCGAGUGGUCGAGCACGUGCGGUUGGAAGGAGAAAGUCUAGCCACGCGGCUGUCUUUGUGGUCGAGGGAGAAGGCGAGUGCUUGAUCAAUGGACGAUCAUUGACAGACUACUUUGGUCGCAUGCACGAUAGGGAGAGCGCCGUGUGGGCAUUAAAGGCUACACAGCGGUUGGACAAGUACAAUGUCUGGGCAAUGGUCAAGGGUGGUGGUACAACAGGCCAGGCAGAAGCAAUCACUCUGGGCGUUGCGAGGGCCUUGAUGGCCCAUGAGCCGGACCUGAGGCCCGCUCUCAGGAGAGCUGGCUGUCUCACUCGUGAUCCACGAAAGGUGGAGAGGAAGAAGCCUGGCAAGCUCAAGGCCCGUAAGAUGCCUGCUUGGGUCAAGCGUUAA
Messenger RNA from Ramularia collo-cygni, 1032 nucleotides. Its product is annotated as related to 40S ribosomal protein S9, mitochondrial precursor. Gene Ontology annotation, cellular component: mitochondrial small ribosomal subunit; ribosome. The coding region runs from base 1 to 1032 and encodes 343 amino acids. The record is from RefSeq and is a predicted model, not a curated record. The transcript is spliced from 2 exons. Gene Ontology annotation, molecular function: structural constituent of ribosome; RNA binding. Lineage: Eukaryota; Fungi; Ascomycota; Dothideomycetes; Mycosphaerellales; Mycosphaerellaceae. Gene Ontology annotation, biological process: translation.